AUGUCGAGCUCAGAAACUGUUAAACAGUAUUUUACUCGUGUUACAGAUCUUGUCAAUAAGAUGAGAGUCUAUAGAGAAUAUAUGCCCGAUAGCAAAGUAGUGGAGAAAAUUCUUCGCACCAUGCCGAUGAAGUAUGACCAUGUGGUGACUAUGAUACUAGAGUCACACAAUAUGGAUACCAUGAUGAUUGCAGAGUUGCAAGGAACCAUAGAAAGCCAAAUCAGUAGAAUAUUGGAGAAGUCAGAAAAAUCAACCAAGGAAGCCCUAAAAAGCCAAGUGAAUUUCAACAAUGUUGUAGAAUCAAGUCGUACACAAAGACAAGGUCAUGGUUUCAAUUUUCAAAGUAGAGGCAGAGGAAGUUUCAGAGGUAGAGGUCGUGGCAAUUACAACCAAGGAAUUUACAACAAUUUUACACCACCUAAUCAAGGAAGAGGUGGAACGAAUUUCAGUAAUCGUAUGACUGGUAGAAAGGAGUUAUUUUCUUCAAUAGAUGAUUCAGUUAAACUAUUAUUGAAGUUUGGUAACAGUACAAAGAUCCCUAUUGAAGGAAAAUGGCACAUAACAAUUAGAUUGAAGGUUGGUUCUUUGAGUUAUAUUUCUGAUGUUUUCUAUGCUCUUGAACUUGAUUACAAUUUACUGAGUAUGGGGCAAUUAUCUGAGAAGGGAUAUAAGAUGAUAACUUAUCAUGGAUAUUUCACUGUGUUUGACAAACAACGGAAGUUUGGGUACUUUAAUUUUUCUGGCCUAAACUACCUGUCAAGAAAAGGACUUGUUUCUGGUCUACCAUAG
Arachis stenosperma is the source of this 789-nucleotide messenger RNA. RefSeq lists its product as uncharacterized. The transcript is spliced from 3 exons. Bases 1 to 789 code for a protein of 262 amino acids. NCBI's taxonomy places the organism in Eukaryota, Viridiplantae, Streptophyta, Magnoliopsida, Fabales, Fabaceae. The record is from RefSeq and is a predicted model, not a curated record.